CACUACGCAAAACACGUUUACGCUCCAAACAAUCUUGCGUCAGCUCCUUGACACGAUUUCUCAAGAAGCGUCUAAGAUCGUCGGGAAUAAUCUGGAAGUGCCUCAGCCAUGUCUGAUGAGGAGGAAGACGACAAGCAAGUCACUGUUGUGAAGAAUGCAACGGACCUGCAACGAUUAAAGCUAGAGAAGCUUAUGAAAAACCCUGAGAAACCUGCUUUCAUCCCAGAGCGACCAAAAGAUAAAAGAUUCUCUGAUCCAGCUGAAUUUGUACGCAAUGUCAUGGGAUCCAGUGCUGGAGCUGGUAGUGGAGAAUUUCACGUUUAUCGCCAUAUAAGACGGAGAGAAUAUUCUCGUCAGGAAUUUUUACAGCACUCUAAAGAGAAGGAUGAUUUGGACAGAGACUACCAUUACAAACUGGAGGAAAACAGAAGAGCGGUUGAAGAGAAAGCUGCAAAGAAUAGAGCAAAGAGACAUCGACAGAAAGAGAGACAAAAAGCAAAGAGACAGAAGCUGAAAGAAAUGAAGAAAAAAGGAAUAUCUCCAGGAAAAGAAAGUUCAUCAUCAUCAGAAGUAGAAAGUGAUGCAGAUGAAGUAGAAGUGCCACCUGUUAAUAAUGAUUUGAAGAUCAAUAAAGAGAAAGAAUCAAGCUCAGACAUUGUAGAAGUCAAAACUGGUGACAUUAUAGAAAAGAAUAGUAAUGGAAAAGAAGAAGCAAUAGAGGAAGAGCAAAGUGAGGCUGUGGAUAAACAAGACAGAGAGGAAAACAUUUCUAAUAAGGAUUCUUGAAUGCAAUAAAGAUGCAAAAGUACAAAUUGCUUUCUUAGAAGGACAAAUCAUUGCACUCUUAACACUUUGGCAUAUUUUUUAAUUUACUGUACAAGCAAGAGUGGUUAAUAAAAUCAUAAAUAUUAAAAGUUAAGUGCUUAAGAGUGGUUAAUAAAUAUUUUCACUGUGUCAAAGUUAUAUUUUAUUUAAUUCUUAGCCCAUGAUAACACUGAUGAAUUGAGACAUUUUGUGCUGUGAUAAGGCUAAUAAAGAUAACAUUUGACACCUAAAUUAGACAAGGGAUUGCUAAAAGGAUAAUAUGAUAUGAAAUUUGUUGCCAAAGUUUAUACACAAAAUAAUAACCUUUUAAAACUAUACAGUAUAGUAUGUGUAAAUUACACUGCAUCACACAUUAUGAAUGUCAUUUCUUAUUUUUUUGCACUUGACUAUGAAUUCAUUCAAUAUAUUUUUGCUCUAUAUACAGUAGCUGUAUUGUACAUAUGCUAAUAUUCAGAAAACAACUCCUUUCCCAGUCCAUAAUUUAAUGUUAUUGCCAUUUAUUUUAUAUCUUGAUUAUUUGCACAUAUUUGAAAUUUUAAAUUUUGUCUUUUUAUAUAGGAAAUGUUAAAAUAUCAACAAAUAGUUAAAUUUUAAAUAAUUUGUAUAUGCUAGUAAAUAGUGCAAUUUUGUCCGUUAUUUUAAGUUCAGCUGAAAAUGCUUUGCAUAAUUGUGGCUUCAUUAUUGUAUGUAACUCCUGUCACUACAAUUGUACUUUACUCUUAUGUUCUUUAUACACCCAUUCUUUUUAAUAAAAAUUAUUAUUAUUA
Procambarus clarkii (red swamp crayfish) is the source of this 1592-nucleotide messenger RNA. RefSeq names its product PRKR-interacting protein 1 homolog. Gene Ontology annotation, biological process: negative regulation of protein kinase activity. The record is from RefSeq and is a predicted model, not a curated record. Lineage: Eukaryota; Metazoa; Arthropoda; Malacostraca; Decapoda; Cambaridae. Gene Ontology annotation, molecular function: double-stranded RNA binding; protein kinase inhibitor activity; protein kinase binding. Gene Ontology annotation, cellular component: nucleolus.